AUGGACGGUUAUAGAUCUACCAAGUCUAUCCCCAAAACGCAAUCACAGAAUCCAGCCAAGCCUUCAAACUUUUCACCAAUCAAUGAUAGUUCCUUAAACCCGCCCCCCUUGCAGUCUCCCUCUAAAUCACACUCUUCACAGUCGAGCCUGACUGGCUCUGCGAAGCUGCAAGGUUCAUCCACUCCCAGCACAUCGCUCAAACAUUCAACUGGACCCGGUUCCUCCAAGGCCAAGUUCGAGGACAGGGAAAGGAGGAGGACCCCGUCCUCCAAGGGCGGGGAUGACAAGACUGUGAAGAACCCGGACCUGCUCAAACCUGACAAGAAGGUUGAUAACACAGACUUAAUUGACGGCCUCGCUCUCCAGAGGCAGUGGGAUGAGAAGCCGGACAUUGACCACCUGUCAAACUCUCUCAUGACCCUGUACUAUAAACUGGAGUCGAACAAGUUGAGGGAGGAAUCCAACGAACUUCGGGAAAAGAUAUUCCUUAGUGCGCUGAGGGUGAGGUCGAAGAGUGUGAUUUACCUGAACUACACUCGGGACAGGCUCCAGUCGAUUCUGAGGUUUUGUCGUUCCCUGAACCUAAAAUACAAGACACUAAACCACAAUGUCUCUAAAAUUGAGAAGAGUUACUACGGCAAGUGUAGAAAGUUUCAAAAACGCAGAAGUCUUAAUGAAGUUUACGACAAGUUGAGUAGAGUCGUAGCUAAGCUCCCGAAUAUGAGACAGAUUCACCUAAUUUCAAAGGAGCUCAUGAAUAAAAUGUCCAGGAUAAACGCAAAGAUUGAGAAGAUCAGGACUCAGAUGGAGUCACGCAGGUCGCAUAUUUUCAACGCCACGCAGUUACUGAGUAACAUAACAGCUAACUCUACCACUCAGUAA
This is a messenger RNA of Theileria orientalis strain Shintoku, 882 nucleotides long. RefSeq lists its product as hypothetical. The transcript is spliced from 4 exons. NCBI's taxonomy places the organism in Eukaryota, Apicomplexa, Aconoidasida, Piroplasmida, Theileriidae. The record is from RefSeq and is a predicted model, not a curated record. Bases 1 to 882 code for a protein of 293 amino acids.